This is a messenger RNA of Aspergillus versicolor CBS 583.65, 735 nucleotides long. RefSeq lists its product as uncharacterized. The record is from RefSeq and is a predicted model, not a curated record. The transcript has 2 exons. Lineage: Eukaryota; Fungi; Ascomycota; Eurotiomycetes; Eurotiales; Aspergillaceae. Bases 1 to 735 code for a protein of 244 amino acids.
AUGGAGAUCCCCGCAGACCUGACCCUCAAGACCCUCAAGGGGUCCUGGACACUGGUACCUACCCAUCCAGCUACUCGAAAAGCAAUGCUAAUGCGACCAGGACAAAUCCAUCUCCGACGACAUGGACCCGAUCCUCAAGCUCGUACGUCUGCCUUUCUCUCUUCCCCAGUCAACCCCACUAACUUGUCGCAGCAAGGCGUCGGCUGGCUCACACGCAAAGGCAUUGGCGCCGCAACACUCACCCUAACCUUCGAGUCCUCCGUCUCCGACACCCAGAUAACAACCAUAACCAUGCGCCAGACGCUGACUGGCGGAAUCGGCGGGUCGACAGAGGAGCGCAUCAUGGACUGGACCGAGCGCGAGCGCGCAAACCACAUCUACGGCAAUGUGCAGACGCGCAGCCAGCUCGUCAAGGGCGUUAAGAGCGACGACAGCGCUUUUCGUCCGGAUCUGACGCUGCAGUCGAAUAGCGAUAAUGAGAGUAUCAAGCAGGAGAUUAAGAACUUUCUGCAGGCGGGCAAUCCGUAUCUGGAGCCUGGGCAGGAUGGGGAAAAGGAGAUUCCGGAUCUGUAUAUUCAUGAUUUUGGACGGAAUGAGAAUGGGGGGUGGACGGCGGAGCAGGUCUGGGGGAUUGAGGUUAUCGAUUCGCAGCGCUACUUGACGCGUCGGAUUGCUGCGGUGAAGGAGGAUGGGUAUGAAUUGGCUCGCUUGGCGUAUAAGUUCUCUAGUUUGUAA